UUUAUAGAAGAGUGCGGGAAGUUUGUAGCCAGGGGGUUACCGUAGUCAUUUGGUGACAGCAUUUAUUAUUUUUUUAAUCAGAAUUUUCCAGUUUCUAAGAUGCCCCCCAAAAGUAAGGCACCUCAAAAGGGUAAAGCUCCUGCCAAGAGAAAGCUGGCAGAAGAAUUUAGUCCUGGAGAGGUGCUGACAGAUACAUUAAAAAAGCAAUGGAAGCUUGGGCAUCCUGUUGGAAAAGGUGGAUUUGGAAUGCUUUACUUAGCACAUGAAAAUUCUCCAAAGCCAGUUGGUUCAGAUGCCCCCUUUGUGAUUAAAGUGGAACCAAGUGAAAAUGGACCUUUAUUUUCUGAACUGAAGUUCUACAUGAGAGCUGCUAAACCUGAUCUAAUUACUAAUUGGGUCAAAUCUAAGAAACUAAAGUAUUUGGGAGUGCCCAAGUACUGGGGAUCUGGUCUGUAUGAGAAAGGAGGAAAAAGGUAUAGGUUUAUGGUUAUGGACCGUUUUGGUAAAGAUCUUCAAAAAAUCUUUGAAGAAAAUGACAGACAAUUUGCUCGGAAAACUGUUCUCCAGUUAGGGCUUAGAAUACUUGAUACCCUGGAAUACAUUCAUGAGCAUGAGUAUGUUCAUGCUGACAUAAAAGCAUCAAACCUGCUGCUUGAUUACAAGAAUCCAAAUCAGGUCUAUUUAGUAGAUUAUGGCCUGGCCUACAGGUAUUCCCCUAAUGGAGUUCACAAAGAAUAUAAAGAAGAUCCCAAAAGAUGUCAUGACGGGACCAUUGAGUUUACUAGCAUAGAUGCACAUUGUGGAGUAUAUUCAUCAAGACGAAGCGACCUAGAGAUUUUGGGUUACUGCAUGAUUCAGUGGCUGUGUGGAAAGCUACCAUGGGAAAAGAACCUGAAAGAUCCAUGCUAUGUUAGAGAUUAUAAAGUCAAGAGCAGAGAAAAUCUAUCAGUUUUCAUGGAAGAGUGUUUCUCAGAAGGAGAUAAACCAAAUGAGUUGAUCAAGUACAUGCAAGAAGUGAGAUCUUUGGAAUACAAUGAUAAACCGUCAUAUCAGAAGCUGCGAAACAUUCUCCUUGAAGGACUGAAAUCUUUUAAGGCCAAAGAUGAUGAUAAACUUGAUUUCUCUGUGCUCAGUGUUAAUAAGAUAUCAAGAUCUCCCAAGAAAAAAACACAAAAGAAAAUUUCUCUAAAGACAGAGACACCAGAUGACGAACUUGACGCUCCACCAUCGAAGAAAGUAAGAACAUCCUCUCUGAAAAAAGAGGAAAAUGGGAUAAAGGAGAAAACAUCAGCAACUUCAAAAAAGAAACUAAUGGAAACCAGUACUCAGACUUCACCGGGAAUCAGUAAAUCGGGAAGAGGAAGAGGACGAGGAAGAGGAAAGCCUAGGAAGACAUAAUUAAUUUUACUGCCUUUUUUCUGCCCUAAGCAUAUUUUAUCUCUUUUUUGACAGUUGUUGUUUUUUAAUCUUUGAUUAUCUGUUUUCUUUGUAUGUAUACCAUUGGAAAUAGUUUGAUGUGGAUAUCUGUAUAGUUUGUUUACAGCUGCUUUAUACUUUGAGCUGCACAGAUCAUUUUUCCAAAUAAAAAGAUAACAAAAGAGAAACAAUA
Erpetoichthys calabaricus (reedfish) is the source of this 1609-nucleotide messenger RNA. RefSeq names its product VRK serine/threonine kinase 1 (gene vrk1). NCBI's taxonomy places the organism in Eukaryota, Metazoa, Chordata, Cladistia, Polypteriformes, Polypteridae. Gene Ontology annotation, molecular function: protein serine/threonine kinase activity; ATP binding. Gene Ontology annotation, biological process: peptidyl-serine phosphorylation; signal transduction. The record is from RefSeq and is a predicted model, not a curated record. Gene Ontology annotation, cellular component: nucleus; cytoplasm. The coding region runs from base 100 to 1398 and encodes 432 amino acids. The transcript has 13 exons.